CACGAAGCGGGCCGGCUGCUUCAGGGGACGGAUAGCUACGUGGCCAGGGGUUCAGGCCGCCGCUCCCGUUCGCUGGCCCCCAGCGCGCCUCGGGAGCGGAGGCAGGGGGGUGUCCCUCAGCGUACCCUGGAAUAGUGCGGUGGGGAUGGCGCCGAGCAGCUCCCGUGUAAAGCUGAGAUACCGGCUGUCACCCACGUGCGUUUUGCUGGCCAGAAGCAAUGGAUGUCCCCUGUGACUGAGUCCUUGCAUGAGUGUUUUGAAGAUGAAACAGUGCAUAAGCUCUUAAAGCGCACCACCUGAGGACAUCGCUACCGACAUGGACAUCAUUAUUUAUUUACAGAUGCUGUAAUCAGGAGGAGCUUUUUUGUAAACAUGAAUUGCUGGGCUCUUUCCUUGAGGUGUCGUUUCUUGUUUCAUGCUAUUGAAACAUUAAUUUUAACUUAUUAUGACUCCUUUGUGUUGGUCAGCUCUCAGGGACAUUUCCCUAGGCUUGAAAAUGUGGGAGCUUUCAAGAAUGUGUCAACCGUGCCAACUCAAGCCACUUGUGGGCUGCCACACCGAAGUACUUUUUGUCAUAGCUCAGUAGCAGUUGAAAGUAUUAUGUCCUGUACCCAGAGGUUUUGUGUUCAGGAGUGUCCAUACAGGUCAUCGCCUUCUUCCUACAAACUGCUUCUUUCAGAAGGCCUUGGUACCUGUAUCACAGAGGACAAAAGGGACUUGCAGCCAGGGUCCUUCAGCAACGCUUCCAGUUUCAUUUUUCAUAAUCACAAGGAUUGCUUCUCUACUCCCCGUUCUCUGAGGCUUGCAGCUUCGUUUACGUUAACUGUAUGGUUGAAACCUGAGCAAGAAGGUGUAAUGUGUGUGAUAGAAAAGGCUAUUGAUGGGCAGACUGUGUUCAAACUCACAAUCUCUGAGAAAGAGACCAUGUUUUAUUAUCGCACAGUAAAUGGUUUGCAGCCACCAAUAAAAGUAAUGACACUGGGGAGAAUUCUUGUGAAGAAAUGGAUUCAUCUUAGUGUGCAGGUGCAUCACAGCAGAAUUAGUUUCUUCUUGAAUGGCUGGGAAGAUGACAACACACCUUUUGAUUCAAGGAUUCUUGUGGGAACAGUUGCAGAUACAGACGCUGAUGGUACUCUGAAAAUUGGACAAAGCUUCACGGGUUUAGAGCAAUUUGUUGGAAGAAUGCAAGAUUUUCGAUUUUACCCAGUGGCACUUACAAACAGAGAUAUUUUGGAAGUAUUCUCUGGAAAAUUUCCUCAUCUGCAUACCCAGUCUGAGUGCCGCUGUCCUGGAAGUCAUCCCCGGGUACACCCAUUGGUACAGAGGUACUGCAUCCCUAAUGGUGCAGAUGAUACCACUAAUGACAGAGUGUUGAGGUUGAAUGCAGAAGCCCAUCCUCUGUAUUACAUCAAUGAUGAUGACAUUGGGACCACCUGGAUUUCAUCUGUGUUUGCUAAUACUGCAGGUCUGGAUCAUGGUAUUUCAAUCACAAUAGAUUUACAAAAUGGACAGUAUCAGGUAUUCUAUAUUAUACUGCAGUUCUUUAGCCCACAGCCUGAAGCAAUACGAAUUGAAAGGAAAAAAAGAGAUGAUCUAAACUGGGAAGACUGGCAGUAUUUUGCUAAAAAUUGCAGUAUUUUUGGGAUGGAUAACAAUGGAUCUCUGGAACAACCAGACUCUGUCAACUGUCUCCAGCUUCCUAGCUUUACACCAUAUUCCCGUGGUAAUCUAACUUUUAGUGUUCUUACCCCGGAACCAAAUCACCGACCUGGUUACAAUGAUUUUUACAAUACUCCAUCUCUCCAAGAGUUUGUAAAAGCUACACAAGUGAGGAUUCAUCUCCGUGGCCAGUAUCAUACUAAUGAGUCUUGGGUAAAUUUUAGGCAUAGAUACUAUGGAGUUAAUGAAGUUACAGUCAGUGGAAGGUGUAAUUGCCAUGGCCAUGCUGAUAAUUGUGACACAGCUAUGGAACCGUAUAGGUGCCUGUGCCUCAAGGAAAGCUAUACAGAAGGAAAUAAUUGUGAUCGCUGUUUGCCAUUGUACAAUGACAAGCCUUUUCGUCCAGGUGACCAAGUUCAUGCCUAUAAUUGCAAACCUUGUCAAUGUUACAGUCAUGCGGUAAGCUGCCACUACGAUUUUGCAGUGGACCCUUUUCCUCAGGAGCACUACAGAGGCAGUGGUGGAGUGUGUGAUAACUGUCAACACAACACAGCUGGAAGGAACUGUGAGCUGUGCAAGGAUUUCCAUUACAGACAAGCAGGUGCAGAUCUUUCAGCCGUUGAUGUUUGCAAACCCUGUGACUGUUAUGCAACAGGCACCAAAAAUAAGAGCCUCCUGUGUGAUAAUAUUGGAGGCCAGUGUAAUUGUAAGAGACAUGUGUCUGGCAGACAAUGCAAUCAGUGCCAGGAAGGAUUCUACAAUCUACAACAGUCAAACCCUGAUGGCUGCAGUCCCUGUAACUGUAAUACCUCUGGGACAGUCAAUGGAGAUAUUACCUGUCACCAAAAUUCAGGCCAGUGCAAGUGCAAAGCAAAUGUUAUUGGUCUUAGGUGUGAUAGUUGCAAUUUUGGUUUUAAAGCUCUCAGAUAUUCUAAUGAAGAUGGAUGCGAGCCUUGUUGGUGCAACAGCCACGGCUCAGUGAACCAGUUCUGCAACCCUCUCUCUGGGCAGUGCAGUUGUAAAGAACGAGUGAAAGGGCUUCACUGUGACACGUGCAUGGACAACUUUUAUGGGCUGGAUGUAACUGGUUGUAAGGCUUGUGAAUGUAACAUUGCGGGGUCAUUUUCUGGAACUGUGUGUGAUGCGAAGACAGGGCAAUGUGCGUGUAAACCAAACAUUGGAGGAAGACAAUGCAACCAGUGCCUAGAUGGCUACCACAAAGUACAGGAAAAUCUUUCCUUUGUUUGUCUGCCAUGUAACUGUGAUAAGGCAGGUACAGUAGAUGGCUCUCUGCUUUGUGACAAAUCAACAGGACAGUGUCCUUGCAAAGCUGGUGUAACUGGCCUUCAGUGCAGUCGGUGCAUGCUUCAUAUGUACAACCUCAGCAUGAGCAACCUCCUCGGCUGCCAGCGUUGUGACUGUGAUGCUCUGGGCACAUUGGCAGGAACAGUUUGUGACCACAUUUCUGGACAGUGUGUAUGUUUGCCUCAGCGUCAGGGAAGAAGGUGUAAUGAGUGUAAACCAGGUUUUUAUUUUUCUCCAUCCAGUGUCACUGGCUGUCUGCCAUGCCUGUGCCACAUAGCUGGUUCAGUGAAUCAGAUCUGUGAUAAACUAACUGGCCAAUGUAUUUGCCAAGAUGCCUCUGUAACGGGACAGACAUGUGAACGUUGCAAAGAACUUUAUUUUGGAUUUGACUCUGUCACAGGGAGAUGUCAGCACUGUAAUUGUCAUCCUGCAGGAGCCAUUAGUGGAACUUGUCAUCUUGUUACUGGACAGUGUGUUUGUAAACAAUUUGUAACUGGCUUGAAAUGUGACAACUGUGUUCCCGAUGCUAGUAAUUUGGAUGUCCACAACCUGUUUGGCUGCAGUAAAACUCCAUUCCAGCAACCUCCUCCUACAGGAGAAGUUGUCAAUUCCUCUGUUAUCAGUCUUUCAUGGAGUUCCCCUGACUCUCCAAAUUCUAACAGGCUUACUUACCAACUGUAUAGGGAUGAGAUUGAAAUUUAUACAACUGAAGACUACCACCCUUAUAGUGUUCAGACCUUUACUGAUACCAUGUUAUCUCCGUAUACCUUCUAUUCCUAUUACAUCCAAGCCAGCAAUGUUCAUGGUUUUACAAAAAGUGCAUCAGUGACAUACAGAACACCGUCUGGGAUGCCUACAGGAAGCUUGCACUUAAAUCCUGUAUUUCCUGUUAGUCACCACUCUGUUUUACUUUAUUGGACAAGCCUCUCCAAUGACUCUGGGCCCAUAGAGAAAUACAUUUUGACAUGUACUCGCUUGGUUGAUCUUCAGCCUUGUGGUCAGUAUGAAGGCUUAAAAACUUCAGCCAUUAUUUGGAAUCUCAUUCCGUUUACAAAGUAUGUUUUUUCUGUGCAAGCUUGUACUAGUGGAGGCUGUUUAAAGAGCCAGCCAGUAACAGUAAUUACUGCACAAGCUCCUCCAGAAGGGCUACAGCCACCGGUAAUAGAAACCAUCAGCUCUACAGAACUGGCUGUGGAAUGGUCACCACCUGAGAAUCCAAAUGCCCCACUGUUCAUGCCGUCUCCACUGGUAGUCCCUCUUUCACCAUAUUCCCUCAAUGUGUCAUGGGAAAAACCUGAAGAUAAUUUAGCAAGAGGAGAAGUGAUGGGAUACAGCAUCAGUUUGGUGACUGAGCAAAGUUUCUUGCCACCAUUUUCCCAGGUUUUGCAUAUAGCUGAGGCUCAUGAGCUAUCCUAUGUAGCGACGGGAUUAAAACCUUACAGGACGUACAACUUUACUGUUACUCUCUGCAAUCAGAUUGGUUGUGUAACCAGUGAGCCAGGCAUGGGGCAAACCUUGGCAGCUGCUCCAAGAAAACUUAGAGCCCCUCGUGUUGAAGGAAUAAACAGCACAAUGGUAAAGAUAAAUUGGAACGAACCUGAAGAACUUAAUGGGCCUUCUCCCAUCUACCAGGUGGAAAGGAUGGAUUCAUCUUUAGCUACAUUUAAUACGGAAGUAAUGAAAGGGAUCCGUUUCCCAGGAAAUGGAUAUUACAGAUUCACUAGUUCCACUCUCCCUGCCAAUACUUACUUUACAGGUAUUAAAGUGAAAUUUAGAACCCAGGAACCUGAUGGUUUGAUUUUUUUCUCUGCAUCACCUGGGAAUCAGGAGGAAUACAUUGCUCUUCAACUGAGGAGUGGGCGUCCUUACUUUCUUUUUGAUCCACAGGGAUCUGCAGUAGCAGUCACUCCAACUAAUGAUGGUGGAAAAGAGUACAAUGAUAACAGUUGGCACCAAAUAAUUGCUACAAGAAUUCAAGCACUAGGAAACAUCACAGUGGAUGGGCAGUACACAGGUUCUUCCUUAGCAACUAGUGGCAGUACCAUUAUUGGUGAGAACACAGGAGUAUUUGUUGGAGGACUUCCACAGGAUUAUACUGUUGUAAGAAAGGAUGUAGGGAUGAAGAUGAUAGUCCAGAAGGGAUUUGUGGGAUGUCUCAGUGACAUAUUUUUGAAAAAAACACACACUCCCUUUGAAAACUGGGAGUAUUUGAACUGGCAGGAUGCUGAAGAGCAAAACAACGUCUAUCACGUUUGGGAAGGAUGCCCCAUUGUCCUCUCCAAAGGAGCACAUUUUCUUGGCAAAGGCUUCCUGGAACUGCAUUCAGGUGUUUUUAGUGGUGGACUGGAAUUUGAGAUCUCAUUCAAAUUUAGAACAGAUCAACUGAAUGGAUUGCUUUUGUUUGUUUACAAUAAAGAUGGCCCAGAUUAUCUUGCAAUUGAACUGAAAAGUGGAAUAUUAAACAUCUUUUUAAAAACUGGCAUUAUCUUUACACAAGUGGAUCUCUGGUUAGGACUGUCGUAUUGUGAUGGAAAGUGGAACAAAGUCACAGUGAACAAGGAGGGCUCCGUAGUUUCAGCAAGUAUGAAUGAACUGAGAGAGCAGACGCUGGAACCCCGUGUUCAGCAGUUGAAAGUAAACUCACCUGUCUACGUAGGAGGAAUUCCACCUGAGAUUCAGAAUUUUUUUAAAGAACUGGGAUUAGAACAAGGUUUCGGUGGUUGCUUGAAGGAUGUUAAAUUUACACGAGGUGCUGUCGUUAACUUGGCAUCUGUGUCCAGCAGUGCUGUCAGAGUCAAUCUGGAUGGAUGCCUAUCAACUGACAGUGCUGUUAACUGCAGGGGAAAUGACUCCAUCCUUGUAUACCGAGGAAAAGAGCAGAGUGUUUAUGAGAGCGGUCUACAACCAUUUACAGAAUACCUUUAUAGAGUGGUUGCCUCAAAUGAAGGAGGAUCAGUAUCUAGUGUAUGGACCCAUGUUCGUACAAGAGAAUCAGUUCCACAAAAUGUGCCAACUCCCUCAAGAGUUCACAGUAUAAAUGGUUACAGCAUUGAGGUCACCUGGGACAAACCUGCUGGGGUCAUAGGUGUAAUUGAGAAGUACAUUUUGAAAGCAUAUGAAGAGGAUGGUCCCAGUGUACCCAUCGCUAGUGCUGAGCUUGCUGACACUAGUAUGCUCACAGGCAUAUUGACAGGCUUACAUCCCUUCACAAACUAUGCUGUAACCCUAACUGCUUGCACUUUGGCUGGCUGUACUGAGAGCUUGCAUGCAUUGAACAUCUCCACUCCACAAGAAGCCCCUGAAGAUGUGCAACCACCCACAGCAACAUCCUUUCCCACAUUCCUGAUGAUGAAUUGGAGUCCACCCAAAAAACCAAAUGGUAUUAUUACACAAUAUACUUUGUAUAUGAAUGGAGUACCAAUUUACUCUGGAAAUGGAACUAAGUAUGUUGUAAAAGAUUUAGCAGUUUUUACGCCACACCAGUUUCUGCUCACUGCGUGCACGCUUGCUGGCUGUACAAACAGUUCCCAGGUCACCUUGUUUACAGCACAGCUGCCACCAUCUCAUGUAGAUGCCCCGCUCCUGAUGGUUUUGGAUUCUAGAACAAUAUAUGUACAAUGGAAAGAACCAGCAGAAGUAAAUGGAAUCCUAGAUCGUUACAUAAUUUAUAUUGCCAACAAUGAGCAGAAUUUUACAAAGUGGAAUGUAAUCUAUAACAGCACAGAACUUUUUCUGGAUUUUACUAUUCAGCAGCUUUUCCCGGGUACUGAAUACCUCAUAAAACUAGCUGCUUGCACGGGAGGUGGAUGUUCAAUAAGUGAAGCUAGCACAGCUAUAACAGAUGAGAGUACACCAGAAGGUGUUCCUGCUCCAAAAGCCCAGUCAUAUUCAUCUGAGUCCUUUAACAUCUCAUGGACUAAGCCUGAGUAUCCGAAUGGUGUUAUUACUAGCUAUGGAUUGUAUAUGGAUGGUGUUCUGAUGCAAAAUUCAUCACAGCUAAGUUGUUAUGCUUAUGGACUUCCUCCUUGGAGUCUGCAUUCCUUCAGAGUCCAGGCGUGUACUGCAAAAGGCUGUGCUUUUGGUCCACUGGUAGAAGCUCGGACCAUGGAAGCUUUCCCCGAGGGAACAGUUGAUAUAUUUGCUACUGUUGAUGGGUCCAAAGAAGUUCAGUUAAAAUGGCUUGCCCCAGAUAAACCUAAUGGAAAAUUGACCUACACAGUCCUUGUCACCGGUCUCUUCUAUGCUGAUCAAGCUAAUGCUAAUUAUUCUAUUGUAAAUGGUACUCGGAUGUUAUGCAGCAGCAACGAAUCCAAUGUAUGGGUACCUAUUAAAGGACUGAUUCCAUUUUCUAACUACACAGUACAAGUGAAUGCUUCCAACAGCCAGGGCAGCUUGAUAAGUGAUGCUAUAACAGUAGUCAUGCCUCCAGGAGCUCCAGAUGGUGUGAUGCCUCCAAGGCUUUCAUCUGCCACUCCGACCAGUCUUCAGGUUGUCUGGUCUACACCAGUUCGCAACAACGCCCCAGGCGCACCCAGCUACGGACUCCAGAUGCGGCGGAGGCAUUCUGCUGGUGACAUUUUAGAUUUGCUUUCCAGCCCUACUGCUUCCUUACAACACAGGGUCGGAGAUCUUCAGCCACAUACUGAGUAUGAGAUGAGAGUGGUUGCCUCCAAUGGUUAUGGCAACGCUUAUAGCAACUGGACUGCAAUGACUACGGCAGAAGACAAACCUGGACCUUUAGAUCCACCACUUCUUUUGAAUGUUACGGCAAGGGCAGCAAGCAUCACCUGGCAGCAUCCUUUAAAGCCAAAUGGCAUCAUCACUCAUUAUAAUAUUUACCAAAAUGGCCAACUGCAUGAUACAGUGCUAGGAACCAGAUCUAAUUGCACUCUAGAAGACUUGCAUCCUUUCACUGUCUAUGUGUUUCAGGUAGAAGGAUGCACUUCUAAAGGAUGCUCUCUUUCAACUGAGACCCCAGCAAUACAGACUCUUCCUGAUGCACCUGAGGAUAUUCCUGCUCCAGAGCUGUAUUCUGAUACUCCAACUUCUGUGGUCAUAUCCUGGCAACUACCUGUUCACACAAAUGGUUUGGUGGAAAAUGUUACAAUAGAAAGGAGAGUGAAAGGAACUGAACAAAUAUCAACUGUAGUGACUCUCCCUCUCAGUCAGUCCAUGAGCUACAUUGACCAGAGUACUGCUCUGAGCCCUUGGCAGAAAUUUGAAUACAGGAUACUGAUGAGCACGCUUCAUGGAGGCACGAACAGCAGCGCGUGGUCAGAAGUUACCACUAGACCAUCAAGACCUGCUGGUGUUCAGCCACCUGAUGCAGAAGUGUUGGGACCACAUUCAGUUAAGGUCUCAUGGAAACCUCCUCUGAUACAGAAUGGUGAAAUCCUGAACUAUGAAAUUCGCAUGCCUGAUCCAAGAAUUGUCAUUAUUGGGAACACUUCAUCAACAUUAAGUCAUUUGGUGACUAAUCUUAUACCCUAUACAAACUACUCGGUCACUGUAAUAGCUUGUUCUGGAGGUGAUGGCUUUCUAGGAGGCUGCACAGAGAGUUUGCCUACAAGUGUGACUACACCUUCAACAGUUCCUCAGAGCGUUAGUCCAUUGUCUGUGACUCCAAUCAGCGAGUCCUUUAUUGCCAUUUCUUGGCAACCACCACUAAGGCCGAAUGGUCCUCAUCUGAGAUAUGAGCUCCUGAGACGUAAAAUCCAGCAACCACUUGCAUCAAAUCCCCCUGAAGAUUUAAAUCUGUGGCACAAUAUUUACUCAGGAACUCAGUGGUUUUAUGAAGAUAAGGGUCUUAGCAGGUACACAACAUAUGAGUACAAGCUCAUAGUGCACAACGAGGUAGGAUAUACAUCAAGUGAAGGAGUGAUAGCUACUACAUUAGCAGGAUUACCAGAGAAAGGAAGCAUCCUCAUUGCACGUGCUGUUAAUCAUACCGCUGUAGAAGUGGAAUGGUCAAAACCAACACUACAAGAUUUGCAAGGAGAUGUUGCAUAUUACACACUUUUCUUGAAUUCUACUGAUGAUGGAAGAUCUCUAAGGAUCCAGGCUGAUGUAAACUCUAUAGUCAUAGGUGAUUUGCAGCCCAACACAGAGUAUCAGAUAUUUUUUCAAGUUUUUAAUGGAGCCCACAGCAUCAACAGUGAAGUUGUGCAUGUGACUACCUCAGAUGGAGAGCCUGAGGGCAUGUUCCCUCCAGAGGUUGUCAUCAUCAACAGUACAGCUGUACGUGUCAUCUGGACAUCGCCUUCAAACCCGAAUGGUGUUGUCACAGAGUACUCCAUCUAUGUAAAUAAUAAGCAGCACAAGACUGGAAUGAACGAGCCGGGGUCCUUUCUUUUAACAGCUUUGUCUCCAUUCACUGUAUAUGAUAUACAGAUUGAAGCCUGCACAGUGUAUGCCUGUGUGAGAAGCAAUGGGACCCAGAUUACAACUGUGGAAGAUGAGCCAAAGCAGCUGUCAGCACCCAUUAUUCACAUAAUUGGCUCAAGAUCUCUUCAGAUCAACUGGGCAUCACCAGAACAGCCAAAUGGCAUUAUCCUGGGAUAUGAACUCUUACGUAAAGUGUGGCAGAGGUGUACCACAUCAAAGACUCCAAAGAGCAGCAAAAGUAAUAGAAUGUGCAUCUCAUUAGAAUGUGAAAAGCAUGAAAAUAUCUGUGGAGAAGUGUGUUAUCAUCCAGAGUUGAAGGUAUGUUGUAAUGGGAUUCUGCACGACAAUAAACCUGGCUUCCAAUGCUGUGAGGACAAGUACAUUCCAUUUAUUCUUAAUUCACCAGGGGUUUGCUGUGGUGGUCAGAUACAUGCUGUGAAACCGAAACAUUGGUGCUGUGGUGGUUAUUACACUAGGGUAUUAGUAGGAGAAGUGUGUUGCCCUAACAAAGAGCAAAACAGAGUUUCAGUUGGAAUUGGUGACUCUUGCUGCCAGGGAAUGCCAUACUCCACAUUGGGCAAUCAAAUCUGCUGUGCCGGAUCCCUCCAUGACAGUUUCAAUCAGCAGUGCUGUGGGGGAGAAGUUAUAAGCACGGACUUGGUCUGUUGUGGCAAUGAAGAAGCAGGGACUGCACACAAACCUCUCACAGGGAUGUACUGUUGUGGGCAGGAAUAUGUGAAUAAGUCAGAUACCAUAUGCUGCUCAGGUUCCAGUGGUGAGUCCCUAGCACAUGUUAGAAAGAAUGACCAAGUGCCAGUAAAAUGCUGUGAGACUGAACUUAUUCCAAAGAGCGAAGAAUGCUGUAAUGGAGUUGGAUAUAAUCCUUUGAAAUAUGUUUGCUCUGACAAGAUUUCAGCUGGAAUGAUGAUGAAGGUAAAAGAAGAAUGUAAGGCUAAUAUCAUUUGCCCUUUAUCUAUGGAGGCAACAGCAAACUGUGGAAAGUGUGACUUUGAUCCUAGUGAGAAUAUCUGUGCAUGGAUAAAAGGUUCACAGAGUGCUACAGAAAAGGAGCUAAAGGAAGGUGUGUGUCCAGCUGAAGAGGAGACUGUCUACACAGGAAAUCCAAACCAGUAUUCAUUUACAGACCUGAACCUUGAACCUUUUAUUGCAUAUGAGUACAGAGUGGCUGCUUGGAAUAGCUACGGAAAAGGCUUCAGUGAAAUUAGCAGAGCUGUAACUAAGCAAGAUGCGCCACAGGGUGUAAGUCCACCAAAAUGGGCCAAAGUGGAUAAUCGGGAAGACAUGAUACAUCUGAACUGGGAGGAACCUCUUCAACCAAAUGGUCUUAUUAUUCACUAUAUCAUUCUCCGAAAUGGAAUUGAGCGUUUUAGAGGAACAGAAAUGAGCUUCACAGACACAAGUGGCAUCCAGCCAUACCAAGAAUAUUCAUACCAGCUGCGAGCCUGCACUGUUGCUGGUUGCACAGACAGCAGCAAGGUAGUUGCAGUCACUGUCCAAGGAGUCCCAGAGAGUGUUCAGCCACCAGACGUCAGUGCUUUGAACUCAACAGCAUUACAUUUAAGCUGGAUUGCACCCAAGAAACCAAAUGGUAUCAUCAGAGAGUACCAGAUCAGUCAAGUAGGGAAAGGACUUAUAUACACUGAUGCUGCAAGCAGAAUGCAGCACACAGUAUCAGGUCUGCAGCCAUACACUAGUUACAGCUUCAUGCUUACUGCAUGCACAGCUGCAGGGUGUGCUUCUAGCAAACCACGUUCAGGUCAAACUUCACAAGCUGCUCCUCUUGGGGUAUGGCCAAAACCUCAUCAUAUAAUAGUCAGCUCAACAGAAGUGGAAAUCUACUGGAGUGAACCAAAGAAACCAAAUGGACUCAUUACUCAGUAUCGACUUUUUCGUGAUGGAGAACAGAUUUUCCUGGGUGGCAAUACAGACCUGAAUUUCACAGAUGUCAACCUGCAGCCUAACAGUAGAUAUGUUUACCAGCUGGAAGCCAGCACUUGGGGUGGCAGAAACACUAGUGAUAAAUAUGUUAUACAAACACCAGUAGAAACACCAGAGAAAAUUCAUGUCCCAUAUAAUGUCACAGUAAUUGAUGCAUAUUCUAUAUUUCUAGCUUGGGACGUGCCAGGGAUAUUCAUUGCCAGGGUGCCUUUGGAAUACAACAUCUUACUAAAUGCGAGCAGUCCCACUCUACUGGUGAAGCCAGUAGGACACGCACAUUUUGCUUUUGUCGAUGGCCUAGAUCCCUACACCCUGUAUGAGAUAAGAAUACAAGCAUGCCAGAAUGGUGGUUGUGGAGUGAGUGGUCAAAUAUAUUCAAGAACUGCUGAAGCACCUCCUAGAGAAUUGAGCCCACCUGUUGUUAAAGCAAUGGGAUCUGCACUCAUAGAAGUGAAAUGGGCACCACCUAAGAAACCAAACGGCAUCAUUACUAACUACUUUAUCCACAGACGUCCUUUGGGCACUCAAGAAGAGCUGCUUUUGUUCAUCUGGGCUAAAGGAGCUUUGGAAUUUAUUGAUGCAUCCGAUGCUUUACAGCCUUUUACUCUCUACGAAUAUCGUGUCAGAGCUCAAAAUGCUGUGGGGUCAGUGGACAGCCUGUGGGCUUCAACCCAAACUCUGGAGGCUUCCCCAGGGAGCAUGGAAGCCCCUUGGGCACAAGCAACAAGUGCAUACUCAGUGCGGUUGAACUGGACCCAGCCUGUCUCUCCCAAUGGUGUUAUAUCUCUGUAUCGAGUAGUCUAUCAAGAAAAACGCAGCGAUCCAACAUUUAGCAUCCCAGCUGUUACUGCACUAACUGUAAUGGGAACAAAGCAUCAGGCUCAUUUAUUUGGACUGAAACCUUUCACAACAUAUCAUAUUCAUGUCAUAGCUGUAAACAAUGCUGGGCAGGUUUCAAGCCCCUGGACAUCUGUGCGCACGUUGGAAGCUUCACCCAGUGGCCUGAGCAACUUCACUGUGGAAAAGAAAGAAAAUGGGAGGGCUCUGCUGCUGAAAUGGUCAGAGCCCUCCCAACCCAAUGGUGUGAUUAAGACCUACAAUAUUUUCAGCGAUGACAACCUGGAGUACAGUGGUUUAUCUCGCCAGUUCCUCUUCAGGCGCCUUGAGCCUUAUACUCUCUAUACCCUCGUACUGGAGGCUUGCAAUGCAGCAGGCUGCACUCAUUCUCCACCCCAGCCGAUAAGAACAGAUGAAGCACCCCCCGUGUCUCAGAUGGCACCUGUAAUCCAGUCAGUGAAUGCUACCAACGUUGAACUGAGCUGGUUGCAGCCAAUUAAUCCAAAUGGAAAAAUAAUUCGCUAUGAAGUUAUUCACAGAUGCACAAAAGAAAAUGCUGCAGGGUACAGAGCAACAACAGAAGAUGAGAAAAUUGUUUUCACAGAAUAUAACACUGAAAGUAAUACAUUCAUAUAUAAUGAUAAAGGUUUACAGCCAUGGACAAGGUAUGAAUAUAAAAUACGCACCUGGAAUGCAGCAGGCUAUGCUGACAGCUCCUGGACAGUGGCAAAGACUAGUCAAACUGCCCCAAAAGGUCUUGCUGCCCCCAGGUUAUCCUUGGCAUCAGUUAACCCCCGUAAAGUGCUCAUCUCGUGGGCCUCUCCGUCACAGCCCAAUGGUAUUCUUCAGUCAUACAGGCUGCUAAAGAAUGAUGUUCUCUAUCCUUUCAGCUUCGAUGCUGCUACUUUCAACUACACAGAUGAAGACUUACUGCCCUAUUCAAUGUACAGUUAUGCGAUAGUUGCUUGUACGAUGGGAGGCUGCUCUACUAGUGAACCAGCUGCAAUACAGACGCUGGAAGCAGCUCCUGCCAUAGUGGACCCACCAUCUCUGCAGGCUGUCAGUGCCACUCAGAUUAAUGCAUCUUGGGCACCUCCCCAGAUACAAAAUGGAGAUAUCACCAGGUAUAUAUUGAAAUUAAACAAUGAAGAGUAUUAUCCUGGCAAAAGUUUGCAAAUGUUGGUUUCUAAUCUACAGCCUUACACGCAGUAUGAUUUUGCAUUGGUUGCCUGUACUGCUGGGGGCUGCACGUCUAGCAUAUCCCAGUCAGUCAUGACCAUGGAGGCUCCACCAUUAAAUAUGGAAGCUCCCAGGCUGCUUGUCAUGGGCUCAGAGUCAAUUGAAAUCACAUGGAAACUUCCAGCCAACCCCAAUGGUAAAAUCACAAGCUACGAGCUAAGGAGGGAUGGUGUACUUGUUUACUCAGGUCUGGAAACUCGGUAUCUUGAUUUCACCCUAACACCAGGCAUGGAAUACAGCUACACUGUAACUGCAAAUAACAGUCAAGGGAGUGUGACCAGCUCAUCAGCUCAGAUAAAAACCAACCCCUCUGCUCCAUCUGGGAUGUUGCCUCCUAGGUUGCAGGCAUGGUCCUCAAAAGAGAUUUUGGUGGCCUGGGAUCCUCCUAUCAAAGUAAAUGGUGACAUUAAAAAUUAUACAAUCUCGAUCCACAAGCCUGCUGAAACAGGAAAGAAAACGGUUGACUUUGAUGCAUCUCAUGUUUCCUUUCUGAGACGAUCAUACAUAGUGGCAGAGCUACAACCCUACAGUAGGUAUGAAGUACAGCUCCAAGCCUGCACCGAGCUGGGCUGUGCCUCCAGUGAGUGGGCAUCAGUGCAGACGCUGGAGGCACCCCCGACAGCGCAGCCUGCCCCUCUCAUUGAAAUACAAACAACAGCUGGGGGCUUCCAGUUGACUUCUUCCAUCCUGUGGACUGGCCCACAGCAGCCAAAUGGGAAGAUUUUAUACUAUGAACUUUACAGAAGGCGAACAACUCAAGUCCACAUAAAUUUAGACCUUGCACUUGUUUACAAUGGUUCUUCAACCUCCUUCAAAGAUGACAAGUUGCUGCCUUACACAGAAUAUGAAUAUCAGGUGUGGUCGGUAAACUCGGCGGGCCGGACACCAAGCAGCUGGUCCCGCUGCCGUACGGGUCCUGCUCCUCCUGAGGGCCUGGGAGCUCCCCUCUUCAACACGGUGGCAUCCACUGUGGCUGUGGUGAACAUCAGCCCCCCUCUUAAGCCAAACGGGGUGGUCAGUAUCUACAGGCUGUUUUCUAAUGAUACCAGAGGGACCAAUGUGGUGCUGUCAGAAGGGACUGCCACCCAGCAGACAAUACAUGGGCUAAAACCUUUUACCACAUACUCCAUUGGUGUGGAGGCCUGCACCUGUUUCAACUGUUGCAGCAAAGGACCCAUGGCCCAAAUCACCACACAGCCAGCUCCACCCUCAGAGCAGCCCCCUCCACAGAUCCGCACCGUGACCUCCAGGAAUGCCUCUUUCCAGUGGAGUGGCCCCCAGUCACCCAACGGCAUUGUCACCAGCUAUGAGCUCCAUGUGUAUAUGGCUUGUCCCCUGAACCUACAGCCAGCAGUGAAGGCUUGCAGUCCUGGCCCAACUGAGGUGAGGUAUACAGGAAAAGGACAGAGUGCCAAUGUGUCCAACCUGGAGCCUUACACGACAUACAACCUGCGAGUCGUUUCUUACAACUCUGUUGGCAGCAGCGCCUCAGAAUGGAUCGGUUUCACUACAGAAAAGGAACCACCUCGGUACACAGCUCCGUUUUCCGUUGUCAGCAAUUUAUCCACCAUCCACAUAGACUGGAGUCGCACUUUUGUGCUGAAUGGCCGCCUGAAGGAGUACGCGUUAACUGAGAGCGGGCAACGCAUCUACAGUGGCUUUGACACUGAGCUGUAUUUACCAAGGACCUCUGACAAAACCUUUUUGUUUCAAGUGACCUGCAUCACUGAUGAAGGGAGUGCCAUAACACCAGUCAUCAAGUACAGCACUGGAGAUGGAGUUGGUCUGAUCUUGACAACACCUGGAGAGAAGGACAAAGCGGAGUCCAAACGUGCAAAAUUCUACAACGAGCUGUGGUUUGCAGUGUUGAUGGUAGUUCUAGGUUUGAUCCUCUUGGCUAUUCUUCUCUCUUUAAUUCUUCAAAGGAAAGUCCACAAGCAACCCUAUGCACGAGACAGACCUCCUUUAGUUCCACUCCAGAAAAGAACAUCACCAAUGAGUGUGUAUUCAUCAGGUGAAACCCAUCCGGGGCUGGCAGAUACAAAAAUUCCAGGAGCUGGUUCUCCCAUGAACAACCGCUGUGUCCGUAUCACAUCUGGGAUGAGAAGACCAAGUCACAGCCAGCUGAAUCACACAUAUUCCCAAGCCUCUCUCCAUCGUAGUGUCAGCCAGCUGCUCGACCUGUACGACAAAAAAUCUCUUGUUGAAGAAUCACCUUGGGAUGCCAUUAUGCGCAAUCAUCGCACUACUGGUCGUGGCUUGUAUGUAGAUGAAGAUGAUCUUGUCAAUGUCAUCAAAGGCUUCAGCACAGUCACCAAGGAGCACACCACAUUCACAGACACCCACCUCUGAAGAACACAACCACCUUCUCGAGAAAAUGGAAAGUGGGUAACUUGCCAAAAGCAGCCUGCAUGGCCUUUGGGGAAGGGAGCAGGGCUGCUGUUUCCCCACCCCAUGUCCACUAGUUCAAAGAUAAAACUGUUUAUUGGGAGGGGAGGGGGGUGGGGUGUAAUUUGGCCUUUUUUUUUUCUCCAUCAUCUCUUUAACUGUAUGGUAAAAAAAUGUGUGUUAGCACUCACACCUCAGAAAGGUUAAGAGAAUAGUUUGAAAAUCCCUAAGUCACAAAGCAGUAUGAGUAGUACGAGAGGUUCUCACCUUUGUCUCUCAUCCAACUUUCACAGUUAAGAAGGGUUGUGGGGGCAGGAUGGGGGCAGCAUGUUUGGCAAGGAAGUUUUUUUACCUAUCAAAAAAAUGUGGUUAAAAGGGGUCCUUGUGGCAGGAGAGCCAUGUCUUUUCCUAGCUUGAGAAAGCUCCGCCACACAAUUGUGUUCAUGCACAAGUGAAUAAACAGCAAAUGAAGGAAUUAUUACAGAGUUGCUUUAA
Athene cunicularia (burrowing owl) is the source of this 16266-nucleotide messenger RNA. It is a transcript of the gene USH2A, whose product is annotated as usherin. Lineage: Eukaryota; Metazoa; Chordata; Aves; Strigiformes; Strigidae. The record is from RefSeq and is a predicted model, not a curated record. Gene Ontology annotation, molecular function: protein binding. Bases 373 to 15735 code for a protein of 5120 amino acids. The transcript is spliced from 71 exons.